Chroicocephalus ridibundus (black-headed gull) is the source of this 1436-nucleotide messenger RNA. It is a transcript of the gene NPL, whose product is annotated as N-acetylneuraminate pyruvate lyase. Gene Ontology annotation, biological process: N-acetylneuraminate catabolic process. The transcript has 12 exons. The record is from RefSeq and is a predicted model, not a curated record. The coding region runs from base 255 to 1181 and encodes 308 amino acids. Gene Ontology annotation, molecular function: N-acetylneuraminate lyase activity. NCBI's taxonomy places the organism in Eukaryota, Metazoa, Chordata, Aves, Charadriiformes, Laridae.
CCUCCCCGCCGUUCCGCUGGGCUCAGCCCGGGCAGCGGCUCCUCCCGCCGGGCCGGGGGCGGAGGCAGGCGGCCGGCGGGGGCGGGCAGGGGGACCGGGGAAGCGGAGCCGGCGCCGCCCGGGCCGGCCAUCCUUGCCCCGGGCUCGGGCGGCCGCGGCCUGCGGGGGCGCUCCGUGAGAGCGGCCUUCCCGGGGCAGGGCUCUCAGGCCGGAUCUCCGCACAGCUGCGCUGCCGGCCAGCCUUUAUCAGCUUAAUGACACCCGGAAAGAAGUUAGAGGGUCUUGUAGCUGCUACAGUCACUCCCAUGACUCCUGAUGGACAAAUUAACCUUUCAGUGAUUCGUCAAUAUGUGGACUAUCUGGUAAGCGAGCAGAACGUGAAGAAUGUGUUUGUGAAUGGCACAACAGGAGAAGGACUGUCCCUUAGCACCCAGGAGAGGAAACAGUUGGCGGAAGAAUGGGUGUGCCAAGGAAAAGACAAAUUGGAUCAUGUGAUCAUUCAUGUGGGAGCACUGAGUCUGACAGAGUCCCAAGAGCUGGCAAGACAUGCAGCAGCCAUAGGUGCUAGUGGUAUUGCGGUAAUAGCCCCCUUCUUCUUCAAACCCACAAACAAAGAUGAGCUGAUUGCUUUCUUACAGAAGGUUGCGUCUGAAGCCCCUGCGGUUCCAUUUUAUUACUAUCACAUUCCUCCUCUGACAGGCUUGAAGAUUCGUGUUGAAGAGUUGCUGGAUGGAAUAAAAGAGUGGAUCCCCACCUUCCAGGGUGUGAAGUUCAGCGACACGGACCUCUUGGACCUUGCACAGUGUAUAAACAAGAAUGAGAGAGAACAGUUUGCGUUUCUUUAUGGCGUAGAUGAGCAACUGUUGAGUGCACUGGCAAUAGGGGCGAAUGGAGCAGUUGGAAGUACUUACAACUAUUUGGGACGAAAAACCAAUCUAAUGUUGCAAGCCUUUGUAAAGCCAGACCUAGCGCUAGCACGGAAGUAUCAGUUUCUCACUGGGGAAUUUCUCAACUUUGUCAUCAAACUAGGUUUUGGUGUUGCACAGACUAAAGCUGUAAUGACUUUUGUUUCUGGCAUUCCCAUGGGACCUCCGCGGCUUCCACUUGUUGAUGCCUCUGAGGAGUUCAUCGUCAAGGCCAAAGCCAAGCUGGAUAGCAUUGUGUGGCCUGAUGGCGACUGAUGUUCACUUCUAUGUCCGUCUGGAAGCGGAAACUCCUUUUCUUUCUGGGAUUCACUGUCACUUGGCACACUGGUCAUGUGAGGGGCUGUUGAUUUCUUUCAGGGAAUUGGCAAUGUGCCCGAGCCCCUUCCUGCUAGGGAUGGAUUUGUUGGUGCACAUGUAGCCACCUUUUUGUGUAACUCUGCUCCCCUGGAGCUCUGCACAUCCAAGGACUAGCUGGUAUCUCUUAAUAAAAAAUUUAAAAAGCAAAUUUUU